Molecule: messenger RNA, 1662 nt
Organism: Chinchilla lanigera (long-tailed chinchilla)
Lineage: Eukaryota; Metazoa; Chordata; Mammalia; Rodentia; Chinchillidae
Gene: Ppp1r2
Product: protein phosphatase 1, regulatory (inhibitor) subunit 2
Exons: 6
Coding region: 290-901 (203 amino acids)
Biological process (GO): regulation of signal transduction
Molecular function (GO): protein phosphatase inhibitor activity
Source: RefSeq, a predicted model, not a curated record
UUCGGCAUCGGCGUUGCUCUCGCGCUGAGGCGCUAGGCCGGCGUCUCUCAGGGGCGCGGGUCGAGUGCCGGCGGCGCGGAGCUGGUCGCCGCGCGGCGUCCACUGUGGCGUCACGGCCAUUGUGUCGUGCCAGUGACGCGGGGAAUUGUUCCCACUACGGCUAGUUAGGCCGCUUUAGCCCAGAGCUGGCUCUGCGGCUACACUGGCAGGUCGCUGUGAGCGCCCGACAUUUCUCUUUUUGGACCCUUCGUCAGCAGCGACCCUGAGCCAAAAGCCGGAACCCCCGGCAAUGGCGGCCUCGACGGCGUCGCACCGGCCCAUCAAGGGGAUCCUGAAGAACAAGACCGCUGCGACUUCCUCGGUGGUGGCCUCGGCCGAAGAGCCCCGCCGGAGCGUCGACGAGGAGCUGAGCAAAAAGUCCCAGAAGUGGGAUGAAAUGAACAUCCUGGCAACCUAUCAUCCAGCUGACAAAGACUAUGGUUUAAUGAAAAUAGAAGAACCAAGCACUCCUUACCAUAGUAUGAUAGGUGAUGAUGAAGAUGCAGUUAGUGAUUCAGAACCGACAGAAGCCCUAACUCCAGAUGUCUUAGCUAAGAAAUUAGCUGCUGCUGAGGGCUCAGAGCCAAAGUAUCGGCUUCGGGAACAAGAAAGCAGUGGAGAAGAGGAUAAUGAUCUCUCACCGGAAGAGCGAGGUAAAAAAAAGCGACAAUUUGAAAUGAAAAGGAAGCUUCACUACAAUGAAGGACUGAAUAUUAAGUUAGCUAGACAAUUAAUUUCAAAAGACUUACAUGAUGAUGAGGAAGACGAAGAAAUGUCAGCAACUGCAGAUGGUGAAAGCAUGAAUGUUGAAGAAUCAAAGCCAGGAUCUACUACAGGUGAUCAACGGCAAAACAAAUCAUAAAGUUCAUAGAAGAGCUUUGUUCAGCACUGCAGUUGUCAAAUACAAGUCCUGUUACUAUAAUACACUGCUUCUUCUUCUCCACAAUUCAUGAUUUAUGAAUCAAAAUACAUCCCAGUUUAUUAUAUAUUGCCAAGAAUUAAAUGAUGACCUUAGAGACUGAUUAGACGAAAAUGCCUAAUGAAUGCAUAUAUUCUUGUGCCUCAUACGUCACCACAGAUACAGUAUAAUCUCAUCAGUCCAAAACUGCUUUACUUUUGUAAGAACACUGGUUGAUUUGUAUAAGAUAUUAUAUAGCUUUUUAUGCGUUAGAAGUUAACGUCUUUCGGGGGGAGGGAAACUAACUUAUUUUCAUCACUUGUAGAUGUGGUACCUCUUAUAAAGAGUUAGUUGGGCUUUUUGCUUUUUACCAAAAGCCAGUUGGAACUACAGGACUUACAGGUUGAUAAAUACUCAGGCUGAAAGGUAUUUUUAACAGUUGUCUUUAGUGUGAUUUGUCUGUUUGAGAAGGAUUACAAGAGUUACUGUUAUAUUUUCUAGUUACAACCUUCAGAAUACCUGUUGAGGGGUUUUUUUGUGCUUACAAGGAAAGGAUUGACAUUUUUCUCAUCAAAACCAGAUUGUUUUUGUUUUUGUUUUGUUUUUUAGAUGUCAUAUUAAACUUGCACUAAUGUCUGCUCUGCUUGUUUUGGUGCACUGGGCAGACUUCAAAUCAGUUUCUUCAAUAAAUACAGUUCUAGUGCAGCUAUGUCUGCUUCCCCUUA